AUGAAACUCUUCCUCGCUGUUUUUUGCUUGUUGAGCGUUGUCGCUUCUGCCUAUUGUUCCUUGAUUGCCAGUGGUGCUAGUUUGCGUUCAACCACUGCUUUGAAUAUCAGAUCAGGCCCAUGUACAUCAAAUGGUAUUGUUACUAGUGUUGGUGCUGGUACUACUUUGAAGUUUACUGGUAGCGUCCAAUCUGGAUGUGGUUAUACAUGGUAUGGUGUUGAAGUUAAUGGUAAAAGAGGACAUGCUGCUUCUAAUUUCUUGACUGAAGUUAAUAAUGGAGGUGGUGGUGGUUCUAACACUGGUGCUUCUAUCAGUGUUGAUGCCUUGAGAAGAAUUAUGCCAAACUUGUCAUCAUCAAAGGCUAACCAAUAUAUUGGAUAUUUGAACAGUGCUUUGGCUGCUGGUAAUAUUAAUACUUGUUGCAGAAAGAGUGCUUUCCUUGCUCAACUUGCUCACGAAUCUGGUGAUUUGAAUUGGUUUGUUGAAUUUGCUUCAGGUGCUGCUUAUGAAGGUAGAAAGGAUUUGGGUAACAUUUAUCCUGGUGAUGGUGUUAGAUACAAGGGUAGAGGUCCAAUUCAAAUUACUGGUCGUGCUAAUUAUCGUGCUGCUGGUCAAGCCCUCGGAAUUGAUUUGGAAAAUAAUCCAACCAGAGCUGCUGAUCCAGAUGUUGGAUUCCGUACUGCUGUUUGGUUCUGGAACUCAAGAAGUUUGAAUCAAUAUGCUGAUCAAUGUAACCAAUCUGGUUUUGAUAUCACUACCAGAAGAAUUAACGGUGGUUACAAUGGUAAGGCUGACAGAGAUGCUCACUGGACCAGAGGUAAGAGCGUUUUGGGAUGUUAAUAAAUAUCAAAGAUUUAUUCC
Molecule: messenger RNA, 861 nt
Organism: Naegleria gruberi
Lineage: Eukaryota; Heterolobosea; Eutetramitea; Acrasida; Naegleriidae
Exons: 3
Coding region: 1-840 (279 amino acids)
Biological process (GO): chitin catabolic process; cell wall macromolecule catabolic process
Molecular function (GO): chitinase activity
Source: RefSeq, a predicted model, not a curated record